Molecule: messenger RNA, 649 nt
Organism: Entrophospora candida
Lineage: Eukaryota; Fungi; Glomeromycota; Glomeromycetes; Entrophosporales; Entrophosporaceae
Source: the annotation of a GenBank genome assembly
UUGGGAUCUAAAGCUGAAAUUUGCAUAUGAGAUUGCAUCAGCUGUUUUGUGUCUACAUGAAAACAAUAUUAUCCAUCGAGAUUUGCAUUCAAACAACAUCUUGGUUCACCAAAAAACCAUAAAAUUAGUGGAUUUUGGACUUUCCCGUAAAAUGCUUGAAUCUACAACCACUUCAACAUUCAAAUUGGCAGGAGUGCUGCCUUAUAUUGACCCACAAUGUUUCAAGCAUAGCAAUAAGCAAGUAUAUAAACCAAACAAAAAAUCAGAUGUAUACAGUGUGGGUGUUUUAUUAUGGGAAUUGACUAGUAACAAGCCACCUUUUAGUAAUCUGGAUCCACAUUAUCAACAAUUUACUUUAAUGCUUGAUAUUUCUCAAGGAGUUCGUGAGGAACCUAUUCCAAACACACUCAAUGAAUACAUUAAUUUAUACAAAGCAUGUUGGCAGGAUGAUCCAAAAAGCAGGCCUGAUAUUCAAUAUGUUGAAACAAUGCUUAAUGGAAUGAUUUCAGGCUCAAAUAUAGUUGAUAAAAUUGAUAAUGAGGAAAAUGAUGAGCAACCAAAAAAUGAAAACAAUGAUUUUUUCAGUCAUUCCAGUGAUGUCUUGCAAGAAGAUUUUGAUAAUAAAGUCAAAGAACUUUCAGAACUCUGA